GGACCCAAGGAGAAAGGGAAAUGCAAACUGUAGUGUAGUAACUCCAGUCAUCCUGUGAUUUGGUACACUACUUAGACGACAUUUUGUUUCCUUUGGCAGUUUCAUUUUCUUAACGCGGAAAUUUACUUCGUGUUAUUCACUCCUUCGUGGGAGUCUCUCCAUCCAUUAUACGAAUUUCAUUUUGGUCAGAAAGAACGAGAAUGUGAAUUAUCAUCAUCAAGUUCUAUACACUAUUCGGACAGUAUUUGGAAAGUCUGAUAAUGGAGGUUUUGGAUACAUGCAGCCGGGUCGUCUAUUACUUCCUCCUAACGGUGAUUGUUUAUUCAAGCAGCUAUUCGGGUGUGUUUGCUGUAGACGAUUUUACCUGCGUAACUAAGCCACGAGUCCCACUUGAUGCGGAGGAUACCUUCAUCGCUGGAUUCUUUGUCAACUUGACUGGAAGUCUUUCUAUCAGGCGUACUCAAUACACUUACACAACUGGAAUUGCCAACACAGAUGAUCGACGCCUACCAACCGACAGCAAUCUGGACCCAACUGCUCUGCACGGUGAUGUUUCUGUCUCUGUUCUACAGAUGCCGGCAUCUGGCGGGGUCUCAAGGAUUGGUGUAUAUGGUUGCCAAGCAACAGUGAAUAGACAGUCGACUUAUAACAUUGGCACAGUUGUUAUGAGCAGUACAGCUCACUUUGUGCCAAAUGCUAUAAGCCAGACGGUAAACUCGGGGGAAGCGGUACGUCUAACAGUUACUGCUACUACGGGCCAGCAGUUAACUCGUUGGAGAAAAGAUAGCAGCAUUCCCAUCGCUUCGUCCAAUGACAGGCUUUAUUAUGAUAUCAAUGGAGCUAGUACAGAUGCUGGAACAUACGAGGUUCAUGUACCUGGUGUUCGCAGUGCAGGCAGGCAGGCGCUCAUGAGGUUACUUGUCAGAGGAUGCCGGCAGCAAGAUAGAUGGGGUGCCUCAUGCAAUGAAAUCUGUCCAGUUUGCCUCAAUGGCGGAGUUUGUGAUAAUGUGGGUGGUCUGUGUAUUUGCCCGCCUGGAUUCAGCGGUGAUAUUUGUGAAAUUGUGCUCGGACCUAACCGCUUUGGUAAAGAUGGCAGUCUCUAUUGUGAUUCUGGUUUGUUGCCGAAUACUACUUCAUGUGAAGGGCUGCUGUUUUGCUUACCAGAUCCAUUUGGAUGCAUCUGUGGUGCUGGCUACAAAGGAAUUGAUUGUAAUACAGAAUGUGAUGACGGAACAUUUGGAGCAAACUGUGCACAAAUGUGUAACUGCAGUGGUCAAGCUAUUUGUGAUAAAACAACAGGCCGUUGCCCCGGCGAUUGCGCUUCAAGCUACAAGGGCAUCAACUGCCAAGAUGCUUGUGUUGCUGGCUACGGUGGUUUGAACUGCGCAACACCCUGUGAAGUUCCAGCAGAUGUGACUUUGUUUCGUGAUGUAGCACCAUCAAACUCCCAAGCUCUGAUUCAUCUGGCCUGGAAGUUUGUCAGCAAUCUCUGUGCAGUGGAGCGUUACCAAAUUGGAUACGAAUUGACCAAUCAAGACCAGUGUGCGGAAGUUACUUCGUCACGAGUUGAAGUAACAUCAGAUUUAUACGCCGACAGUUUGAUAAUAUCAAGUGGCCUCCAGCCAUUUUCUAGUUACACUGUGUACAUCAAGGCUUGGAAUGAGAUUGGUGCUGGACCAGAAACCUCUAUCUCAGUCACUUCAGGGGAGAGUGUUCCUACUGGAGAGCCUGAGAAUGUAAUGUUGUCUACUGGUCAAACCAAUGGUCUAUCCUUUACUUGGGACCCAAUACCUUGUGGAUCUCGACAUGGCUCGAUUGAAUAUCAUUACAAACUACAACAGAAGGAUGUGAACAGUAGUCGGGAGGGACGGGUAGCGCCCGAAAGUGUGACAGUGGCCAGUGGGCUGCUCCCAUGUACAGACUACAUGUUUAAAGUUGCGGGUGUAACAAGCACUGGGCGGGGACCGUACAGCACAUCUGUAGAAGCCAGGACUACAGUACAAGCUCCUAAUUCAGUAGAAGGCUUAAAUCUAAGCCCAUCAGCCAAUGAAAUCCAAGUAUCAUGGCAAGCCUCUACUGGGACUGCCAUCAAUCCCUGCACUGCAAGCUCUUACAAUGUGACCUAUGAACUUCUGAAAUUUGAUCAAUGCGACAGUAAGAAUAAUCCUGUCACAGUGAUUGCUAGCCAAGUAGAUACCACUACAGCAAGCAUCAGUGGACUUGAACCAUACUCUUCGUACAGAGUCUAUGUAGUAGCAACUAAUACAGCUGGUGACAGCUCAGUUGUUGGUGAUACGGUGAUAACUGCUGAGAUAGCACCAAGUGGCCCUCCAAGAGACAUCCAAUUAACUGUUAUUUCCAACACAACCCUCUCGUCCUCCUGGCAUCAACCAGAAUGUGGCAGUCGUCAUGGUGUUAUAACUCAGUACAGUUACACUCUAACCACUGCUGAUGGAGCAGUGAUAAGACGUAACACUACCACCGAUAGAUCACUGGAAUUGACUGAUCUUAUACCAUUCACACAAUACACGCUGUCAGUUGCUGCAAUGACUUCCUUUAAGUCAGGACCAGACGCUGUGAUAAUGAAUCGAACUGAUGAAGGAAUACCACCGGCUCUAAGCAGCAUUUAUUUCCCAUCCACAUUCAGCGAUCAUAUUACCGUUGGGUGGAACCACCCUAGUCCUCCUCAUGGUAUCAUCUUGAGCUAUGAGAUCCGCUACUGGAAGACAGAGUCUGAGACCUCAUCAUCGGCUGAGACAUUGAGAAUCGAAGAUGAUCUACAAGACGAUCCUCAAACUAAGGAGAUUACAAACCUGGAGAGUAAUAUGGAAUAUUCAUUCCAGGUACGCGCUGAGACACGUAUUGGAUUUGGUGAAUGGAGUAAUGAGGAAACAGCUGAGACUGUGCCAGGAACACCAAGCAAGCCACAAUUGCUGAUGGUUUCAAGUGUAACAGAGACGAGCAUCAGCCUGAGUUGGAGUCAACCAAUGCAGCCCAAUGGAAAUAUGCUUGUAUAUAAGAUUGAACAUCGUGUGGUAUCCAAACCGUAUGACAGCAGUUUCACCUUCGAUCCAGCUGGUCUAUUUGAAACGCAAAAUGUAUCUGACCUAUCAGAUCUGAGUGGUACUGUAAUGAACCUAGAGCCAUCUACGGAGUAUGAGCUGCAGGUAUAUGGCAUUAAUGAAGCUGAAAUCACAGGAGAUAAAGCAUCUAUACGGCAUUUCACGGCGUUUGCAACAGAUCUGCCUCCUCCUGAGAAACCAAGUAUUAUAGCAGAUGAAUCUACAAGUACCUCCAUUGCCAUUCGACUGGUGGCUACAACAACCUCCAAGUAUAUCACUGCAUACCAAAUUGGAGUACAGAUGACCAGUGCUGUGUCAAGGAGAUCUGCUCCUGCUUUUGGACACUACAGGGACAAUCCAUCUGCCUACAUUGCAGCUGAGUUGGAUGAUGGUCUGCCAGAAAUAUUUGUAGUAGGGGACAACAAGGAAUAUGGCAGUUACUGGAACCCACCUCUGCAGGAGGGCGCUGUGUACAAUAUCUAUGUCGGUGCUGUCAGCAGAAUAAAUGAAACGGAAGCCAAUGUGGUGUGGAAUGACGAUCCAUUUCCUGUUGAAGUUGAUGGUGUCUACGGGGCUACAAACGGUGCAGUAAUAGCAAUCGGCAUUGUAGUGCCACUCCUUCUCGUCAUUGUUCUUAUUUUGCUUCUCGGGGUUUUCUGGAGGCGUCGUAAGCAGCACUCGGAGAAAGAAAACGGAUUCAAAAUGUCUUCCUCACCUUAUGUCAACCCAAGUGUUGAAGGGACAUCCAAUGAUGAGGUAGAAGCCUCUGUCAGUGUUAACAUGAAAACAAUUGAAAUAGAGGAGCCGCCAAAGAAGCCAGUCUACAUACCCUCUAAACCGGUUAAAAUGGAGGAGCCGCCAAAGAAGCCAGCCUACAUACCCUCUAAACCGGUUCAAAUGGAGAAGCCGCCAAAGAAGCCAGCCUACAUACCCUCUAAACCGGUUAAAAUAAAGGAGGAGCCAAAGCAGCCUGUGUACACACCCUCCAAACCGGUUCCAAUGAGUGGCCUUGCUGAUUACAUCAAGAAAAAUAAAUCAAGCCGGUCUGGAUUUCAACAUGACUAUGAGUCCCUUCCAGGAGAACCUCUUUACCCAUGGACUGUAGCUGAGAAAGAAGACAAUAAGACGAAAAAUCGCUACGUUAAUAUCAUUGCCUAUGACCACUCUCGUGUAGUGUUGGAUUGCAUUGAUGGGGACCCAUCAUCAGACUACAUCAAUGCAUGUUACAUUCAUGGAUAUCAGCAAGACUCAAAGUACAUUGCUUGCCAAGGUCCAAAUAAAGCAUCUUUGACCGACAUUUGGCGGAUGGUCUGGCAGGAGCAAGUGGGGAAGAUUGUCAUGCUCACCAACCUUGUGGAGAACGGGAAGAAAAAGUGUGAGAAGUAUUGGCCUGAUGGGAUAGAGACCUAUGCUGGUAUAAAUGUUGCCAAUAUUAGUGAGACGUCCGAUACUAACUACAUCAUCCGAAAGUUUCACGUGUUAAAGAGCAGCGAGCCUGAUGGUAUGCCUCGUGAGGUCAUGCAGUAUCAUUACAUCACAUGGCCUGAUAUGAAGCCGCCUGAGUCUUCACCACUGCUUCAGUUUAUUGGACGAGUGCACGCCUCAGAAACGACACAACAAGGUCCCAUAGUUGUACACUGCAGUGCUGGUGUUGGUCGUACAGGAACAUACAUCACCGUUGAUAGCAUGUUGGAACAGGGUCAAGCUGAGGGACAGGUGGACGUCCUGACCUUUGUCCGUGCCAUGAGAGAGCAGAGAUUCAGGAUGGUCCAAACCCUGGAUCAGUACAAGUUUAUCUUCGAUGCUCUUUUGGAAUCUUGUCUGAGUGAGAACACGGCUAUCCCGAUUGCUAAACUACACCAGGAUUACACUCGCCUCAAGAAAAAAGACCCCAAAACAGGAUCGUCUGGUCUCAAGGACCAGUUCCUUAUGCUGGAGAUCUUCACAGUAACGCCAAAUGGAGACAGAUGUCUCGGAGGGAAGAUGCCGGACAACAUUGAUAAGAACAGAUUUCAGGAGAACCUCCCAGUUGACAAAUGCCGUCCAUAUCUGAUGACCUCUGGGGAAGAGGGCAGCACUAACUACAUCAAUGCUACUUUCCUUGAUGGAUACAAGAAUAAGAAUGCGUACCUGGCCACACAAGCUCCUCUUCCCAACACUGUAGGUGACAUCUGGAGGAUGGUGUAUGAUUACAAAUCAUCCUGUAUUGUUAUGCUCAACUCCAUGGACAAUGAUCCGAGUGUCGCCCAGUAUUGGCCAGAUGAGGGAAGUGUGAGUUUUGAACCUCUGACUGUUACAUCAGAAGGUAUUCAUUUCAAGAAUGAUUCAGUCAUUGUGAGACACUUCAGUAUCUACAACUCAAGCAGAAAGAAUGACAAGUCAAGGAAGGUUUGUCACAUCCAGUUCCUGCAGUGGCCAACGAGGAAGGAUGUCCCCAACUCCCCAUCAAGUCUCCUCAAGGUGUUAGAAACUGUCAACUUGUGGACAAAAGAUAAUCCUGAUGGACCUAUUACAGUUCAAUGCAUAGAUGGAUUAGGACGCAGCGGGACGUUAUGUGCAUUGAUGACGAUCUUGGAGAGUAUCCGUGAAACGCAAACCCUGGAUGUUUUCCAGGCUGUUAAGAAGCUGCGAGCUACCCGUGCUGGCAUGGUGCAGUCGUUGGCUCAGUACCAGUUUUGCUAUGGGGUGGCUCAGGAAUAUCUGGACUCCAACUGCAUCUAUGAGAAUCUAAAGUAAAGAAAGAUCGCUAUAACUUCAUAAAAAAUAUACUUUGCAGUUGAAAAUAUUGUUGAUGUAUGAAAUGUCAGCUCAGGACUGUAAGGUCAUUAGUGCAAUUUGUAUGGAAUUCAUGAAAUUGACUUUGUUCACUUUGGAGCUCCUGGUAAAUGGAGUUUAUUGAUUGAGAGUGGUCUUCGAAGUUUGUUUUUGUCAAAAACAUUCAU
Molecule: messenger RNA, 6004 nt
Organism: Asterias rubens (European starfish)
Lineage: Eukaryota; Metazoa; Echinodermata; Asteroidea; Forcipulatida; Asteriidae
Product: receptor-type tyrosine-protein phosphatase kappa-like
Exons: 37
Coding region: 261-5798 (1845 amino acids)
Biological process (GO): protein dephosphorylation
Molecular function (GO): protein binding; protein tyrosine phosphatase activity
Source: RefSeq, a predicted model, not a curated record